CCAUGUCUCUCAUUUGGUACCAUGUUCCUCCUUCACCAAUAAUUCAAGUAACCAACUCAUAGUUUUUGGAUCACCUUUUAUCUAUAUAUAUUCACUUCUUCAAGCAUUUAGGAUCAUAACAAAUCAUUCACAUCUGAAAGCAUUCAAAAUUCCCAAGACUUCUCUUGAAACCGUUGUUAUAUUCUCAAAUCCACACAACAAUGGGGUUUCGUUUACCUGUUAUCAGAAAGGCCUUAUUUGCAGCAAAUCAAGCAUCUUCGAAAGCAGUGGAUGCACAAAAGGGCCAUCUUGCAGUCUAUGUUGGAGAGAAAAUGAAGCGGUUUGUGAUCCCUGUGUCGUUCUUGAACCAACCUUCAUUCCAGGACUUGUUGAGUAAAGCUGAAGAAGAGUUUGGAUAUGAUCAUCCCAUGGGUGGCCUCACAAUUCCUUGCAGCGAAGAUGUUUUCUUAAGCAUAACAUCUUGCUUGAAUUGACCUUAAAUCUCACACUUUAGGAGACCGGCAUAGAUUAGCGGAGAAAUUUUGUACAAUAGGCCAUUUCUUAGCUUGUAUAUGUUUCCCUUUCGCAAGAAAGAGGGAAUAGAAACUGAAUGACAAAAUCAAAUUAUAUAAUUCUUUUGUUUAUAUGCCAUGAAUUCAAUCACUAGAACAUCUUUCCGUA
This is a messenger RNA of Vigna unguiculata (cowpea), 660 nucleotides long. RefSeq names its product auxin-induced protein 6B-like. The record is from RefSeq and is a predicted model, not a curated record. Lineage: Eukaryota; Viridiplantae; Streptophyta; Magnoliopsida; Fabales; Fabaceae.